Messenger RNA from Zygosaccharomyces rouxii, 411 nucleotides. It is a transcript of the gene REC102, whose product is annotated as Rec102p. The coding region runs from base 1 to 411 and encodes 136 amino acids. The record is from RefSeq and is a predicted model, not a curated record. The transcript has a single exon. Lineage: Eukaryota; Fungi; Ascomycota; Saccharomycetes; Saccharomycetales; Saccharomycetaceae.
AUGACCACAUUACUUGCUAAACCUAUAGAAUUUAGACCUCACAUUAAACUCCCUAUCGUGGCUCACUGUACUGAUUUGAAAAUCGAUGCAGAUUUCCAUCAUUGUCCUCAUCUGUGGAGUCCAGUAGAUGUGGUGUCUCAACUUAACGAGUACCUGGCAUCUUUGAUUGUAUCCCAAUUGGAAUUUCAGUUUCCCAUGGUGUUCUCCACGAUCGCUAGAAACAGAUUCAAAUCGCAAGAGACAGAUAUAGGCCCCAUAUCUUACAGCUUGGUAUAUUCUUCAGCAUUAAUACCAAUUACAGUACAAUUGAUCGCUGGUGAAAGAACUGCUACAACGGCAUGCCAAUUGUUGAGGCCAAAGAGGCGAACCUCAAGAAUAGAUUUCCAAAUUUUGAAACAACCGCUCGAUUAA